AUGGCGCAACACUCUGAUAUUGCCCGGUCAGCCAUCCUCACAUCGGCCACUGCGCCGGAGCAGCGAGCGGACCAGAGAAAUAUGAACGGUGGCUCCGAUUCGGGAAAAGAAGGGACUCUUAUGCCCCCUCCGAAGACUGUGGUCAACCGAGCGCUAGGUAAUGACCUGCAUUCCGAUUCCCACAAAUCCUCGCAGCCGCCCAAGGGCGGAGUCGGAACUGCCCUGACGGACACUCCGGUUUCUACCGCACCCCCGUCUCCACAGAUCCUGGGCCAGAAACAGCCCGCCGGGACUCCCGCUCGAGUCCGCGCGACUACCCUCGACAUCCCGGGCCUGACCAAGUCCAAGGUCUCGCCCGAUGGCCGCAUCGCCCAGCGUGAUGUCGGCGCGAAGCUGGUCAUCGUGAUGGUCGGUCUUCCGGCCCGUGGCAAGAGUUACAUCACCAAGAAGCUGGCCCGGUAUUUGAACUGGCUGCAACACGAUACCGAAAUCUUCAACGUCGGACAGCGCCGUCGUGUGGCCGCGGGAAAGUCCCCAUCACCCAUCCCACAUGAACGCAAGCCAAGUACCGUCCACAAGGACCUGGUUGACUCGGUGCGUCGCUUGAGUGUCAGCGUCGGCACCACGCUGAACCCGAGUGAAUCCUCGCCUCCGGAGAAUGAGGCACCCCUUCCUCCUCCUGUCGUGCCAGCCAAGAUUCUGGUAAAUGGAGAGGAGCCUGGUCAGGUCUCCGAGAAUGGAAGCACUGUGGUACCGUCAACCGAUGCGGGCCCCGCGCUAUCUCGCGACGAUGAAGAAGCUAUCAAUGAAGCUUCUCCCGAGCCCAUGGACCAAACCGCCAACUUCUUUGACCCACAGAACCAGCGUGCCGUCAAGAUGAGAGAGCAGGUUGCUCUGGACACCCUAGAUGAGCUGCUUGAUUACAUCCUCGACGAGGGCGGCAGCAUAGGUAUUCUCGAUGCCACCAACAGCACCAUGGAACGCCGCAAGGCAAUUGUCGAUCAUAUUCGCCAGCGUGCCGGCUCCGAGCUCAACAUCCUGUUCCUCGAAAGCUCUUGCGUUGACCAAGAUUUACUCGAGGCUAACAUGCGUUUGAAGCUGUCUGGCCCCGAUUACAAGGGUCAGGAUCCCACCGAGGCACUGGUCGAUUUCAAGAAACGUGUGGCUCUCUAUGAGAAGUCUUACGUGCCACUUGGUGAAUAUGAGGAACGGAACCGCAUGGCCUAUAUUCAAAUGAUUGACGUCGGUCGCAAGGUUGUUGCUCACCAGACCCAUGGCUUCCUAUCUUCGCAGGUUGUUUACUACCUGCUCAACUUCAAUCUCUCUCCCCGCCAGAUCUGGAUCACUCGACAUGGCGAAAGCAACGACGAUGCCGCUGGACGCAUCGGUGGCGACUCCGAUCUCAGCCCGAAUGGUCGGAAGUACGCCAAGGCUCUGGCCCGCUUCGUCGACAGUCAACGCCAGCAGUGGGAAAGCUACCAGCGACAAAAGGACCUCCUCGCACACUUCCCGCCCCGCCCCGGUGACAGUACUCCCCCCAACCCAUCCUACACCCCUCGUGAAGGACCGCGCAACUUCUGCGUGUGGUCCUCGAUGAUGCAGCGCUCCGUCCAGACUGCGGAGUAUUUCAACGAGGAUGAUUAUGAUGUCAAGCAGAUGAGGAUGCUAGACGAAAUCCAUUCCGGCAAAAUGGAAGGUAUGACCUACAGGGAGAUCCAAGAGACAUACCCCGAGGAGUAUGCCCACCGCAAGAGGGACAAGCUCUUCUACCGCUACCCCGGCCCUGGCGGAGAAAGCUAUCUCGACAUCAUCAACCGAUCCCGGGCCGUCAUCGUCGAGGUGGAACGUACGACCGACCAUGUGCUGCUGGUCGGCCACAGAUCCGUUGCCCGCGUGCUCCUAGCCUACUUCCGUGGUCUGAAGCGUGACGAGGUCGCCGAUCUGGAUGUCCCCAUGGGUGUCCUGUACAUGCUUGAACCCAAGCCUUAUGGGGUCGAUUUCAAGGCCUACCGGUACAAUACCGAGACCGACUGGUUUGACUACCUGCCUGACUAUGAGCUGCACCAGGUCAAGGCUUUGACAACCCACUAA
Penicillium olsonii is the source of this 2091-nucleotide messenger RNA. The record is from the annotation of a GenBank genome assembly. Lineage: Eukaryota; Fungi; Ascomycota; Eurotiomycetes; Eurotiales; Aspergillaceae.